Protobothrops mucrosquamatus (brown spotted pit viper) is the source of this 317-nucleotide messenger RNA. Its product is annotated as putative interleukin-17 receptor E-like. The coding region runs from base 54 to 317 and encodes 87 amino acids. NCBI's taxonomy places the organism in Eukaryota, Metazoa, Chordata, Lepidosauria, Squamata, Viperidae. The transcript has 4 exons. Gene Ontology annotation, molecular function: interleukin-17 receptor activity. The record is from RefSeq and is a predicted model, not a curated record.
ACUGCAGAAACAACGAUGUGGGGAAAAAUAUUCCAGAUUGUUUUGUGAGCAAAAUGGCUUAUAAUGUGGACAGAAUAAGAAAAACCAUUUCAGUGAAUAUUUCAGAUGUCCAAAACAUAGACUGUUAUGUCCGUUUAUGUCAUCAAAGAUUUGUAUGUGAAGAUGUGGGGCCUGUCACUUUGAUUCAGGGAAAGGAUUUGAUGAAAUCUGUUUCUUUGCAAUACACUCAGCUGCUGCCUUGUCUAUGUAUUGAGGUGUGGCCAGCGAUUUUAGAUGCACGAAGAAUGCAGUUGUGUCCAUUCAAGAAUGGCAAGUGA